Messenger RNA from Rhizophagus irregularis DAOM 181602=DAOM 197198, 441 nucleotides. NCBI's taxonomy places the organism in Eukaryota, Fungi, Glomeromycota, Glomeromycetes, Glomerales, Glomeraceae. The record is from RefSeq and is a predicted model, not a curated record.
AUGUCUACGAACUCCGAUACUUCAUCAACAUCAAAUAAUAAUACUUCAUCUCAAACUCAACCUUCAAAUAGUAACGAUAACGUUUAUAAAGGCGUUAAUGAUCAAGGAAAUAAAUGGACUCAUCGUGGAGACUCAGUAGCACCUGGCGGUUCUUUUCGUUACUCCAACAAUGAUGGUUCUUAUUAUUAUCAAAAUCCUAACGCAGGAUCAAAGACAGGAAAUACCCAAAUUGCUUUUGAAUUUACAUCAACUAAAAAAGAAACUGAUGUAGAUGUAAUGGUAUCAACAGAAAAUAAUUUUGGUGAAUCUAAAAAUCUUGGGAAAGCGGCAACGAUCUCCAUCAAAAGAAGCUUAUUUUCUCAAGUCGUUGAUCUAAAAUAUUUUGAUGAUAUGAACGAAGAUCUAUUGCCAACAAAAUUAACAAAUACUUGUCGAACAUAG